CUCAUCCCAAUGGCCGACCGAAUACUUGCCCUAUUGCCCCAGUCUGAAGGAUGGCUUGCCUAUUGGCAGCUCGUGGUUGCAGCGACUGCUGUUUUCAAUUCACUCCAGAACUUUGUGACCCUCAAGUUGACACGUCGAAUUUACAAUAAGAACCCGCAGCCAGUUACUCCCCUCCAGGCCCGUACCUUUGCAGUUUGGACGCUCACCUCGGCCGUCGUACGAGCAUAUGCCGCUUACAACAUUACGAACAAAGUGAUAUAUGACAUGGCCUUCUUCACCUACCUGAUCGCUUUUGGACACUUCUCGUCCGAGCUGCUCAUUUUCAGGACUGCUUCAAUCAAUCCUGGUGUCAUCAGCCCAGUCAUCGUCUCAACUACCAGCUUGGCCUGGAUGUUCCUCCAGUACGACUUUUACGUCCGCUCAUGAAUUAGUGCUUGCCAGCUGGCUUGGUCGAUGCAGGCGAGCGCGCGUGUUGAUGACCCCGUUCUGAUCUAGUAUGUAUUUUGUUUGUACGAUACAUCCUAUCUACAUGUACGUUUUUUGGGGUACGCUCAGGGUUUAAUGCUAAGCGGGAUACGACGCGCAUUUAUUCAUA
Coprinopsis cinerea okayama7#130 is the source of this 595-nucleotide messenger RNA. RefSeq lists its product as hypothetical. Gene Ontology annotation, molecular function: protein-macromolecule adaptor activity. The record is from RefSeq and is a predicted model, not a curated record. Gene Ontology annotation, cellular component: membrane; endoplasmic reticulum. NCBI's taxonomy places the organism in Eukaryota, Fungi, Basidiomycota, Agaricomycetes, Agaricales, Psathyrellaceae. The transcript has 5 exons. Bases 10 to 426 code for a protein of 138 amino acids.